GGAAGAGGGACCCGAGCGCCCCGCCCCUGAGGCCCCGCCCCGUCCCGUCCCAGCUUUACUAGCCAGAGGUCUCGGGGGCCCGUAGGCCGCCGGCCGGUCUGGGCCCCCGCGAUGUCGCAUGGAUCAGGGCUCAUCCGAACCACGUGCAGCAGCGGCGGCGCGCCGGGGCCAGGCCAGCCCUCGGAGGGACUGCUGGACCGGGUGUACCCGCGCACCCAGGGCGCCCUACUCAAAGUGGCACAGAUGGUCACCCUGCUGAUUGCCUUCAUCUGUGUGCGAAGCUCCCGUCGGGUCGACUAUGGCGCCUACAGCUUCUUUGAAGUUGUCACCAUCUGCGACCUGAUAAUGAUUCUCGUCUUUUACCUGGUCCACCUCUUCCGCUUCUACCGUGUGCUUACCUGCAUCAGCUGGCCCCUGUCGGAGCUUCUGCACUAUGUCAUCGGCACCCUGCUUCUUCUCAUCGCCUCCAUCGUGGCAGCCUCCAAGAGCUACAACCAGAGUGGCCUGGUAGCGGGCGCGAUCUUUGGGUUCCUGGCCAGCUUCCUCUGCCUGGCAAGCUUGUGGCUGUCUUACAAGAUCACCUGCAUAACCCAGUCAACAGAUGCAUCUGCCUGACAAGGCCAUCACCUCCGGUCCCCUCAAAAGGACCUGCAGGAUGUAUGUGCUCACCCUAGGAGGACCCCAGACAUGGCUACGGACUGCUCAGAUGACAAGGCCAGUACCUUCCCUGGCUUUGCCAGGACACUGGGCUCCUGAGCAUCAAGCAGCUACAGCCGCCUUCGAGUCUGCCACAGAGAACAUUUCUCCACUCUGGGCUCCUAGCACCACUCAGGUACCAAGGAAGGACUGCGCUGAGCCUAACAGAGACUUCUGGAUCCGCCUGCGUAGACGCGCCUUUUUUCAUAGCCCUCAGGACCGAGACCUCCCAGAGUCCUCACAGAAGCAUUGGACCCUAAUUUAUCUGGCCUGUCAAUCUGGUCUUCAAGAGCCUCUGUUCUAAGUGAGAAGCCAGCAGAAACACUAUGUGGCCGCCCCGUUUCUCCGGUCCCUAUCUCUGCCUUUGCCACCGUGUGUGGGGGGGAGGGGGGUGGUUUUUAAUAAAACAUCAGUCAACCAUA
Myodes glareolus (Bank vole) is the source of this 1118-nucleotide messenger RNA. It is a transcript of the gene Cmtm7, whose product is annotated as CKLF like MARVEL transmembrane domain containing 7. Gene Ontology annotation, cellular component: membrane. The record is from RefSeq and is a predicted model, not a curated record. Lineage: Eukaryota; Metazoa; Chordata; Mammalia; Rodentia; Cricetidae.